Messenger RNA from Colletotrichum truncatum, 861 nucleotides. Its product is annotated as oligosaccharyltransferase subunit ribophorin ii. Lineage: Eukaryota; Fungi; Ascomycota; Sordariomycetes; Glomerellales; Glomerellaceae. The record is from RefSeq and is a predicted model, not a curated record. Gene Ontology annotation, biological process: protein N-linked glycosylation. Gene Ontology annotation, cellular component: membrane; oligosaccharyltransferase complex.
AUGCGAUUCCUCCACUCCUUGACGCCCGCCCUCGCGCUUUUUGCGGCUGGUGCCGCGCAGGCCGCUUCUUCAUGGGGAUUCGACAGUGCCACCGUUUCUAUUGCUGGAAAGGGCAAGGAUGCCAUCAAGGAGAAGCUUAGCGCGACUUCGCCUCUCAAGAAGCCCGUUUCUCUUGGAUCCAAAGACUCCCUCAAGGUCAUUCUGACGGCCAAGGAGGGUGACAAGGCCAAGCGCCCGCACCAAGCGUUCCUGAUCCUCAAGGAGACGGAGACUGGCCUCGAAGCCCCCUUUCCUCUAGAGCUCAAAGAGAACGGCCGCGGCGUCGUCGAUGUCGCACAGAAGGACCUUCCCAUCCAGCACUUGCUGGCUACCAAGCCCCUCCGCGCCAGCGUUGUUAUCGGCUCAUUCGGCUCCUCCAAGGCUCUCGAUGCCACCGUCUUCGAUGUCGAGGUGAAGCGUGACACCACCGCCGUCCUUCCGACCUACGAGGCUCCCCUUCGCUAUGGCAAGCAGCCUGAGAUUCACCACAUCUUCCGCGCGGACCCCCGCAGCCCGCCCAAGGUCAUUUCUCUGGUCUUUGUGCUGGCUGUUCUUGCCACAAUCCCCGUGCUUCUUGUGGGCUGGCUCUCUCUCGGCGCCAACUUCAACCAUCUUUCCAAGGCCCUCGGUGCCGCCCCUAUCUCCCAUGCCGUCUUCUUCGGCUCCAUCAUCGCCAUGGAGGGUGUCUUCUUCCUCUACUACAGCACUUGGAACCUGUUCCAGACCCUGCCUGUCAUCGGCAUUGUCGCGACUUCCAUCUUCCUCAGCGGCUCCAAGGCCCUUGGCGAGGUCCAGAGCCGUCGCCUGGCCGGCCAGCGGUAA